AGUGAAGAUUUUUUAGAACGGAUGAAGUAUGUAUAUUUGUGUGUAUGUAUAUAUAUGCAUGACCGGGGCGGGGCGGCAUCUUCAAUUCAACUCAAUUCAUCGAUCGAUAUAUAUAUAUAUAUAUAUAUAUAUAUAUAUAUAUAUAUAUAUAUAGAGAGAGAGAGAGAGAGAGAGAGAGAGAGAGAGAGAUGAAUAUGGAGCUGCCGCUGGCGACGGCGUCGGCGAUGUUUCCGGGGUUCCGGUUCUCGCCGACAGACGAGGAGCUAAUAUCUUACUACUUGAAGAAGAAGGUGGAAGGUGGCAGCAGCAGCCAUAGCAGCAGCAGCCUCCAACUUAUCUCCGAGGUCGAGAUUUGGAAGCACGAGCCUUGGGACUUGCCAGCCAAGAGUGAGAUUCAAUCGGAGAAAGAGUGGUUCUUCUUUUCGCGACGGGGAAGGAAGUACCCGAACGGGUCGCAGAGCAGGAGAGCAACGGAGAGCGGUUACUGGAAGGCGACGGGGAAGGAGAGGGACGUGAAGUCGACGGGUUCUGGGUCGGGAUCAAACGUGAUCGGGACAAAACGGACCUUGGUGUUCCACAUUGGCCGCGCGCCUAAAGGACAACGCACUCCAUGGAUUAUGCACGAGUACUCCAUCAUCAAUCCUACCAAAUCUCAACUUCAGGAUUCAAUGGUUGUGUGCCGCCUUCGGAAGAACAGCGAGUUUCAAUUGAACGAGACGACUACCCGAACUCGGGAGAACAACCUUAACGCAACAAUGACUUUGUCUGAAGCGGAUGGUGUGGAGAGUUCUCGUGGAGGGAACGUUGCCCCAGCAGGGUAUAGCGGCUCAAGAGAGUCCAGCGGUAGCCUCAGCUCUCACUCUGUGGAGCUGAUUGAGUCCAAAUCCGAUGAGAAGUCGAUGAAUGAAAUCCAAAGAUUGCAGCCUUCUGAACCACAUCCACAGGAGUCGGUAGAUGGAGACGAGGAGUGGUUUGCUGAUAUAAUGAAUGACGACAUCGUGAAGCUCGACGAUUCUACUUCACUCAUGAAGCAUCAACGGCCAGCGACGUGCGAUGAGGGUCUUGGUAGUGAUAAUAAUCUCACAUCGUCACACCACCUCAACCACAACAACAACAACAACCACUUGUUUCCCUCCCAAGGCACGGCAAAUCGGAGACUGAGACUUAUAAUAAAGGAACCGACAGCCAGGGGACAUCCCGAAUCACCACGCCAAGGAAGAAGGUGUUGGGUCCGUCGCUUGUUUAGGUUGUCACGCGGCAGAAGCUCCGCGAUGAAGCUGCUGCCGCAGCACAACCGCCGCCAAUCCAACUCUCCAUGUUAUUACUACCUGAUGUCUUUGGCCAUACUUGGCCUUGUCAUUCCAAUGCUCUUUUGUUGUUUGGGUUAGUUUCUUCACUUCAUUGGGAGGGUUUCAUAUGUGUAUCACAAUGAUGAUCAAGACAAACUGAUGAAUGCAAUAGUUUGCAAUCUAUGACCAUUUGAAAGUGUGUGGAUGAAUUGAAUUUCAAGA
This is a messenger RNA of Cuscuta campestris, 1511 nucleotides long. Lineage: Eukaryota; Viridiplantae; Streptophyta; Magnoliopsida; Solanales; Convolvulaceae. The record is from the annotation of a GenBank genome assembly.